AUGGACCAACGAUUCCAGAGAAUAGACCUGUCUUUCCAAUCCGCCCAAGAAAGCAAGCUUGCACAGUCUAUCGUUGACAGCCUGGCUUUUCCAGAGAUGCAAUCCCGGUACCAAGCUAUCACAGACCAUCAUUCUCGAACCUUUGAGUGGAUGUUUUCGGACACCGAUAGUCAGUAUCAUAAGUGGCUGCAUGCCCAAAGCUCCAUUUUCUGGGUUUGUGGCGAAGCUGGCUCUGGCAAAUCUACCCUCAUGAGGUAUUUGCGCGGGGAGUUUGAGAGCAGAGCCCUCCUCGAGACUUGGGCAGGGGAUCGUCAGCUUAUGCUUGCAGCUCACUAUUUUUGGAUCCCCGGCUCUCCUCUCCAAAAAUCCCUGGAAGGCAUGUUGCGGACCUUACUUCACCAGUUACUCAAAGAUCAGAGUGACCUCCUCCCAACCGCGUGUCCAGCACGUUGGGCCCAGACGCAAGGAUCAGCUCACAUGAUCAACGAACCAUGGAUAUACGCCGAGCUUGUCGACGCCGUCGCGAAUCUUGGAACGAGGGGAGAUCUCGCCAUCUGCUUCUUCAUCGACGGUCUCGAUGAGUGUGAGGAGCGCUCCCAUCCAAAGUUGAAUCAGCUUCUUCGACGACUGUCCAAUCUGCCUCACGUCAAGAUCUGUAUGAGUUCUCGGCCCUGGACUGCCUUCAAACGCGAGUUCGAAGGCAAUACGGAGACCAUCCUGUUGCACGAGCUGAACUUGCGAGAUAUCUUCGAGUACGACUUCAGGGACGGGAUUUCCGCAUAUUCAUUUGUACCUCCUUCUUUGGAAGCCUCCCCUACGAAGAUUCUCAUCUACACAACGGUUCUGAAGGCGCAAGGAGUCUUCCUCUGGGCUUCCAUCGUCAUGGACGGUAUUUGCACUAGACUUGUGCACCAGUCCGCCACAGAAGUACUGCCGUACCUUGACGAUUUUCCGCCGGACCUCGAGACCCAUUUUGAGAGACAAAUAUUCUCCAGAAUCGAUGCUACGUACCGA
This is a messenger RNA of Neohortaea acidophila, 1014 nucleotides long. RefSeq lists its product as uncharacterized. The transcript is spliced from 2 exons. Lineage: Eukaryota; Fungi; Ascomycota; Dothideomycetes; Mycosphaerellales; Teratosphaeriaceae. The annotation marks the transcript as partial. The record is from RefSeq and is a predicted model, not a curated record.